AGCUGUGCCUAAUCGUCACAAAUAGUUACCUUGCCUGAGUGUUUUCGUAACUACUCUUUGUACAUAUAAGGGCCCGUCCGGCCCGUCCGGUGCGUCCGUUCUCGCCGUCGCUCCACCACCACCACCAUCAACAGCUCGUCCGUCAAAGCCAUUCUCGACAUCUCGAAAAUUUCCUCACAAUGACUCGCACCAUCCCGCUCCUAAUCUCCUUCGCCGCACUGGCGGCGUGCCAAAACAACGCCGUCAUCACGUCACUCGUCUCGAAAAUCUCAACGGCAUACACCAACGACCCGGGCUGGAGCUCGUUCUCGUCGGCCCGAACCUCAUUCCGCGCCGAGUACUACAGCACACAGACAUACUACGAGGACGGGCCGGAGUUCGCCCCGUCGGUCCUCUCCGUCAUCAGCACCGCCACCAAUUCGGCCGAGGUAUACUCCAGCAUCAAGUCCGCGUCGUCCGCGGCGGUCGACGAGUACCUCUCCAUCUACGUCGACUUCGUGUCCACGCAGUCGUACCUGCAGGGGAGUGCCCGCACUGGCCUCCACAGCGAUCUGGUCGUGCUCACUGAAAUAUUCGCCGCCGCUACCAACACCGGCGGCGGCAGCGGUGAGGGCGAGGCGAGCCAGACGGCCACCGCCUCGGGCUCGGGCUCGGCAAACACAACGCCCACCCCUCGCGUCAUAGUAUCGGUCUCGACCGCAAUCGUCACGUCGACUCGAGCCUCGCCGACGCCAGCCGCCACAUCGACGCCAACACCAACGGGUGCUGCUGCGGCGGCGGUUGGUGGUUCUGGGGUGCUUGUGGGGGCUGUGGCUGGUCUGGUCGCUCUGGUUGGACUGCUGUAAAGAGUGUGCACAUUUUCAAAACACUUAAUCGUUAAUGUCUGGAUGAUAUCGUAUGUAAGCCUUUUUAUAUGUAUAUAUAUAUGUGCUCAAUCAAGUCGUACCUACUACCGAAGAGGCACGCGCUGUGGUUUCGCGCAAAGAAUUGAUGUGUUCCG
This is a messenger RNA of Tricharina praecox, 1000 nucleotides long. RefSeq lists its product as uncharacterized. The record is from RefSeq and is a predicted model, not a curated record. NCBI's taxonomy places the organism in Eukaryota, Fungi, Ascomycota, Pezizomycetes, Pezizales, Pyronemataceae. The transcript is spliced from 2 exons. The coding region runs from base 180 to 845 and encodes 221 amino acids.